AAUAAAUGAUGUCACUGUGUCCUUAUCUUCUCCUUCAUCUUUGUCUUAUUGUUCAUAUCCAAACAAACAAAGUUUCCAUAAAAAAAAAAAAACAAAAACAUAUGCAACACCCUCAGUUCCAAUGUUGAUAGCAGACUGGUCUAAACUCCCUAAAGAACUUCUCCAAAUCAUUUCCGAAAAACUGAACUGCGAAUUCCAUGAACUACGCUUCCGAUCUGUAUGUUCAUCAUGGCGUUCUUCUUCCAUUCCUCCCAAAAACCAUCUUCUCAACUUACCUUCCAAAUUCCCAUACCCUUCCAAAAACAACAACAACACUUCCACUUACCCUAUCUUUAAACGCACCAUUUUCCUCAUCAACCCACCUCCAAAUCAACAACAACAACAAACCCUAAACCCUUGGCUCAUCAAAAUCGGUCUUGACUCACGUGGCCGUACUAGUCUCUGGAACCCUCUCUCACGUGAUAAGCAACUUCGUCUUCGAUUUCAACUCCCUCAUUACUUUGAUUUCAACCAACUAUCACUCUUCAAACUCGGUCAUGAGUUUGUCAUCGGUGAUUUUCCUUCCGUAUAUCCCAAUGAGUCUUAUUCUACUGAGAACUCACACUUUAUGAAGAAGGUUGUUGCUUAUGAUGACACAUUGAAUUCUGGCAACGAUAGGAGUUGUUCUGUUCUUCUCACUAUUCAUAUUUCCGGGAAACUUGCCAUUUUUCGGAGUGGUGAUCAGCAGUGGAUGAUUAUGCCUGAAAUGCCUCCGAAUCCUUACACCGAUGUAUGUGUUUUCAAUGGGAGGCCUAUUGCUGUUGAUAGUGCUGGUCGGACUGUUGUGGUGGGAUCGGAUUUAAGUUUGGAUUUGGUGGCGGAGGCUGUGUUUGGGGGAGAUACAAAAUAUUUGGUGGAGAGUGAUGGUGAGUUGUUGCUAGUUGAUAAGUAUUCCAAUCGUGUUGGACAGUUUAGGCAGUUUAGGCAGUUUGAGCGGUCUGACUAUGAGCAGUCUGACCUAUUUUCUUUCGGUGCUGUUGAUGAAAGAGAUUACGUGAUUGGAAUAGAGAGAGCUGUGAGAUUUGAUGUGUUUAGGCUUGAUGAAAAUGACAAGAAAUGGGUGAAGUUGACAAAUUUGGGGGAUAGGGUUUUGUUUUUGGGGAAAGAUUGUGCUUUUUCUGUUAAGGCUUCGAAUUUGCCUAUGGCAAAUGGGAAUUGCCUGAUAUUUAGGGAUGAUGAUUAUGGCCGUGAUCUUCAUUCAACUGGGCUUGGGAUAGACGUUUUUUGCUUGGAUAAACAACAGAUUUUGCCUUUGUCCAGUCUUCCUCGUUGUUCUAACUUGUUUUGGCCACCUCCUCAAUGGACCGGAUUGGAUUGAAAGGUGUUGAUUGGGUCAUCUGAAUUUCACAUUGCUUCUUUAAAGAGAAAGAUAAACAGAACGUCGUAUUGUAGUUUACUAGUAUGUAAGAAAUAUAUAUAAUGGAGUAGGAAAGGAAGGCCUGGUCUGUGGUAGAUAGGCUAUUAAGUAGGUUUAAGAAUGAUGACAAAUUAUAUCAUGUAUUAAAAUGUUAUUUCAUUCUGCUUUUGAAUCAUUAUUAGGACCUUUUGUUUCUUUGGAUUUAAAAUGUAAUGGAUUGUUGUUAUUGGUUUCUCUUUGUUUAUUGUACUGCUAAUGUAUCUUCUGGUGAAGUUUAUAUUUGA
Trifolium pratense (red clover) is the source of this 1680-nucleotide messenger RNA. Its product is annotated as F-box protein SKIP23-like. The record is from RefSeq and is a predicted model, not a curated record. Lineage: Eukaryota; Viridiplantae; Streptophyta; Magnoliopsida; Fabales; Fabaceae. The coding region runs from base 122 to 1357 and encodes 411 amino acids. The transcript is spliced from 2 exons.